Molecule: messenger RNA, 1449 nt
Organism: Fusarium falciforme
Lineage: Eukaryota; Fungi; Ascomycota; Sordariomycetes; Hypocreales; Nectriaceae
Product: FAD-binding PCMH-type domain-containing protein
Exons: 3
Coding region: 1-1449 (482 amino acids)
Molecular function (GO): flavin adenine dinucleotide binding
Source: RefSeq, a predicted model, not a curated record
AUGAGACUCGCUCAAUUGGCCUUCGGCCUUAGCCUGCAGCGGCUGGCGCUGGCAGAGAAUGCUCUGGACUGCGCAAGCGACGCGUGUACUGCUCUCGCAGCAGCCUUGCCAGGCAAUGUGGCACAUCCCAACACCACACCCUACAUUCAGGCCAACAAUUUCUGGUCAGAUCGACAAGCUGAGGUGCAUCCUCGAUGCUUCGUGACUCCAAGAAAUACGGAACAAGUCUCGACCGUCAUCAAGAUCCUCACGUCACGAAAUGUACCCUUCGCAGUCAAAAGUGGUGGACACACCGCCUUCGCCGGGGGCUCCAACAUCGCCGACGGCGUGACGGUCGACCUGGUGUACCUUAAUGACAUCACUGUCUCGGCCGAUCGCCAGACUCUGGCCGUCGUGGGCGGGCGUGUCGCAGACGUCGGCGUAAGCGGACUAAUCCUCGGAGGCGGUAUCUCAUACUUCUCUGGUCUGAAAGGGUGGGCUUGCGACAAUGUGCGCAACUUUGAAGUCGUGGUUUCGUCGGGCGACAUUGUUAAUGCGUCCCCAACGAUAAACCCAGACCUAUACUGGGCGCUUCGCGGAGGCGGUGGCUCGAAUUUCGGCAUCGUGACGCGCUUCGACCUGGCUUCAUUUGACCAGGGUGACCUUUGGACCAGCUCGUUGAUCUUUCCGGGUGCUUUGAACAGCACGCUGAUACCGCUGUUCCAGAACUUGACGGUCAAUGGCCUACCGAGCGACCCGGCGGCUCACACAUACUUUGUUUUAACCUACCAGCCUUCCCUCGGCGGGUAUAUCACUCUCGCCAGCUUCUAUCAUGCCACCAUUCCUUCGCCGCCGGACAGCACUCCUCCUGUAUUUGCCCAGUUUCAGUCUAUCCCAUCGCCCAUUUCCAACUCCACGCUGGUCACCAACAUCUCGGCGCAAUCCAGGAUAAUCGACAUCCCAUACGGCUCGCGGCAAACGUGGUGGGAUACAACCGUCUCUGCUACCUCUCCGUCCCUGCUCACCGCCAUCGUGCCCCUCUUUGAAGCCCGAAACGCCGCUCUGUUUGCAGCCGCCAAAGGGAGUAACAUUACCCCGUUCCUGGUCUUUCAGCCUAUUCCCGUAAAUGUCCUCUCCGCAAUGCAGAAAAAUGGCGGAAACGCUCUGGGCCUGGAAUACUCGGAUGGACCCUUGAUGAUAGUACAGUUGACGACAACCUGGGAGCACGCACGGCUAGACAGGCUCGUCGAAGACAGCUCACGGGAGCUGAUUGCCAAGAUCGAGAGCAUGGCAAAGAAGCGUGGACUGGACAAUGGGUUCGUAUACAUGAACUAUGCAGGAAACACACAGCAGGUGCAGAAGCAAUAUGGCAAGGAUAAUAAUCGCAGGUUGAAGCAGAUUGCCAGAAAUUGGGACCCUCUGGGAAAUCUGGCGCAGCUUUGGAGAGGUUAUUUCAAGCUGGAUGGGUAG